Molecule: messenger RNA, 2389 nt
Organism: Bufo bufo (common toad)
Lineage: Eukaryota; Metazoa; Chordata; Amphibia; Anura; Bufonidae
Gene: STK3
Product: serine/threonine kinase 3
Exons: 11
Coding region: 150-1628 (492 amino acids)
Biological process (GO): protein tetramerization; protein phosphorylation; regulation of MAPK cascade
Cellular component (GO): cytoplasm
Molecular function (GO): ATP binding; protein serine/threonine kinase activity
Source: RefSeq, a predicted model, not a curated record
CGGCGCCAGGUUGGGUUGCAGAGCAGUGCGGUAGAGGAGGGGGUCGUGUGUGAGGAAGAACAUGGAAGUUGUGCGGAGUUAGUAGCGGUUCCGCAGCGGCUCUCUUGUUGUGUAGUUUGGUGCGGACUGUGUGAACGGAUAUCUACAACAUGGAGCAUCCGGCGCCCAAGAGCAAACUUAAAAAGCUGAGUGAAGACAGCUUGACUAAACAGCCAGAAGAGGUCUUUGAUGUUCUCGAAAAGCUUGGCGAAGGGUCCUAUGGCAGUGUAUUUAAAGCCAUUCACAAAGAGUCAGGGCAAGUUGUUGCAAUCAAACAAGUUCCUGUGGAGUCAGAUCUUCAAGAAAUCAUUAAGGAAAUCUCUAUCAUGCAGCAAUGUGACAGCCAUUAUGUUGUGAAGUAUUAUGGCAGCUACUUUAAAAACACAGACUUAUGGAUAGUAAUGGAGUACUGUGGAGCUGGCUCCGUCUCCGACAUAAUCAGAUUACGAAAUAAAACCUUAACAGAGGAUGAAAUUGCCACUAUUCUUAAAUCCACACUAAAAGGCCUCGAAUACUUACACUUCAUGAGGAAGAUCCACAGAGAUAUAAAAGCCGGCAACAUCCUCCUCAACACGGAAGGUCACGCUAAACUGGCAGAUUUCGGAGUUGCAGGCCAGCUGACUGAUACAAUGGCGAAACGUAACACAGUAAUUGGGACCCCGUUCUGGAUGGCUCCUGAAGUGAUACAAGAAAUUGGGUAUAACUGUGUAGCGGAUAUAUGGUCUUUGGGAAUUACUUCAAUAGAAAUGGCAGAAGGGAAGCCCCCUUAUGCAGAUAUUCAUCCAAUGAGGGCUAUCUUCAUGAUUCCCACAAAUCCUCCACCUACCUUCAGAAAACCUGAGCUGUGGUCAGAUGAAUUUACUGAUUUUGUGAAGAAAUGUCUGGUGAAAAACCCGGAGCAAAGAGCGACUGCUACACAGCUUCUGCAGCACACGUUUAUCAAGAAUGCGAAAGCAGUGUCCAUUCUCCGAGACCUCAUCACAGAAGCUAUGGACAUCAAAGCAAAAAGACAUGAGGAACAGCAGAGAGAACUGGAAGAGGAGGACGAAAACUCAGAGGAAGAUGAGCUGGACUCCCACACGAUGGUCAAGACCAGCUCGGAGAGCGCCGGGACCAUGAGGGCGGCCAGCACCAUGAGCGAAAGUGCUCAGACCAUGAUCGAGCAUAGUAGUACCAUGUUGGAAUCUGAUCUGGGCACCAUGGUGAUAAACAGCGACGAGGAAGAGGAGGAGGAAGAAGAUGGCACCAUGAAAAGAAAUGCAACAUCUCCCCAAGCACCGCGGCCUUCCUUCAUGGAUUACUUUGAUAAGCAAGACUCUAAAAACAAACCUCACGAGAACCACAACCAGAAUGUCCAUGAUCAGUACCACAUAUCCAAGAAUGUAUUCCCCGACAACUGGAAGGUUCCUCCUGAUGGCGAUUUCGACUUUCUGAAGAAUUUAAGCUUUGAGGAGCUGCAGAUGAGGCUAAAAGCUCUGGACCCCAUGAUGGAGCGCGAAAUAGAAGAAUUGCGGCAGAGGUACACGGCAAAGAGGCAGCCCAUUCUUGAUGCAAUGGACGCCAAGAAGCGGAGGCAACAGAACUUCUGAUAAGGGUCUCAUCUCUUAGUCACAUAUGGACAUAAGCAAUUCGUAGGAACUCCAGAAGUAAAACCUGUGGUCACAUCACACAAAUGCUUUCCUCAGCGAAGCAAUGGUUGAGUAAACUUGUGUGUAUAUUUCUCCAUCUUUGCAGAGAACUUUGAAUGUUUUCCCUCCUCUUUCUCGAUAACUGUGUGCGAAGGGUCUAAGAAUUAUGUCUUUAGGUCCUACAGACGACUUCUUUCCCCAUCUUCCCUUGGCUUUCGCUCCAUUGCUUUGGCCACGGACUUGUUUUUCCUGAUUCUUUUAACUAACGUUAUACGCCCUAGGCUUUGCAUGUCGUAUUGUAGAGGAGGGGGAAGACAUUUCCAUGAACUCACCUGGAGAAGCAGCCAGCAUAGUUUUUUAAUAUUCUUUCAUAUCAGAGUUUUCAGGGACUUGUGUUCGCACCUUGGUAAAUAUUAAUUUGCUUUAAAGUUACAACAUAUCUAUUUAUUUCUGUGUUUUACAUUUGAGUGUGACGGAAAUUAGUGACCAAAUGUGUUCUGUACUUUUUUGUUUCCGUUUUUUUUUUCUUUUCUUUUUUAUCAUCGUGAUUUGAAAAUCCGGGCAUAACGUAUGUUAGUCUGCUCACUCAGUCUUGUUGCUAAAGCUUCGCAGUCUGGACACUUUGAUGGAGGGGGUAUUGUAUUAGUGUUACCUUUCUGGAGAAAUGUAAGAAGCCUUCCACAGGCAAUAUCAUAGUAUCAAAUCAUAGUUUUUAACAGAAA